Molecule: messenger RNA, 886 nt
Organism: Eurytemora carolleeae
Lineage: Eukaryota; Metazoa; Arthropoda; Copepoda; Calanoida; Temoridae
Product: protein AAR2 homolog
Exons: 11
Coding region: 19-822 (267 amino acids)
Biological process (GO): spliceosomal tri-snRNP complex assembly
Source: RefSeq, a predicted model, not a curated record
UUAUAUUAGGCUAAGAAAAUGUUUGAGGAGGGUGCAGUGUUAAUUCUACUUGAUGUUCCUACUAGGACAGAGUUUGGUAUUGAUCUUAACUCAUGGAAUACAGGUGAUAAGUUUAUGGGUGUGAAAAUGAUUCCUCCUGGCCUACAUUUCAUAUACUACAGUGCUGCAAAUUCUUCUUCUGGAGAUUUAUCUCCUCGAACUGGAUUCUUUCAUUGGUUUUCCAAGGGUGAACUCUUGGCCUUCAGAUGGGAUUCUAAACAGGAGAUUUUAAAAGACGAAGUCAGUUCUGCUGACUGUGAAAGAAUGAGAGGGGAUUUAAAGAACCUGGACAGAAAUUUGGGAGCUUACCCUUUCCAGUCCUGGAGCAAGUGGAUCAUGCUGACAUCAAGAAUCAGCAAGACAGAUAUGGAAAGAAUGGUUCCAGAACGUAAAAACAUUUCCUCCGCUUCAGAGAUGUUACCAGAUUCAGACAUCAAGAGCACAGGUGAUCUGCCAACCUUGAUUCCCAGACCUGGAACACAGAUCAACUUCACACAGAUAUCUAGACAGAAAUAUCCAGAUGGGUCAUCAGCUCAAGAAAUCAGUAAACAUAGUUUAGACUCAACAUAUCAAUUGGAAAUCUUCAUGAAGAAUGUUCAAAGGAUGGAUGAAAUACUUUCAGAACUACAAUUCUCAUUUCUUUGCUUCCUGGUUGGACAAAAUUAUGAUAGCUUUGAACACUGGAAACUUUUAGUUGAUAUGGUUUGUGGUUGUUCAGAUGGGUUAUUAAAGUUCCCGACUCUUUUCAUUCAGUUCAUUUCUGAUAUCUACUUCCAGCUCUAAGUUUGGUUGGUGUUUUGCCGACGAUGCUGAUGAAGACAAUCUACCCGUUGUUCUGGAAACAUUA